This is a messenger RNA of Rattus rattus (black rat), 4898 nucleotides long. RefSeq names its product coiled-coil domain containing 9B (gene Ccdc9b). The transcript has 12 exons. NCBI's taxonomy places the organism in Eukaryota, Metazoa, Chordata, Mammalia, Rodentia, Muridae. The record is from RefSeq and is a predicted model, not a curated record. The coding region runs from base 196 to 1695 and encodes 499 amino acids.
GGGAUGAAGACCGGUGUGCGCUGGCCAGCUAUCCCAUUUGCAGGCAAACACGGACAGGAGACUUACUGGGACUCAGGACCACAAAGCUGAAGCCGGCAGGGAGAGGCCGACAGGCCGGGCUCUGGUGGCUCCAGCUUACCUCCAGCUCUGGCUCCCGGGAGCUGCUUUGGAAUUCUCUCAGCGCCUGGCAUUUCCAUGCGUUUGGCUGGGCCUCCCAACGCUGAGCCCACAAUGCGCAGGCACGAGGAGAAGGAUGCCGAGCUGGACCGUAGGAUAGUUGCCCUGCGCAAGAAGAACCAGGCUUUACUCCGAAGGUACCAGGAGAUCGAGGAGGAUCGUCGGCAGGCAGAGCAGGGAGGCAUGGCUGUGACCACUCCAGGGUUCCUCCAACCUGACAGCCUCACGGUCACCAUCAGCCAGGUUCCCGGUGAGAAGAGGGUGGUCAGCAGAAACUGGGUGAGGGCACCCCUUGCCCCUGGAGUGACGGCCACACUGACAGAUGGAGAUGCUGCAGACUCACUUGGUACUUUCAGCAUGGGGGACCGGGUGGAGCUCGCUGUCACCAUGGAAAACAAAGCCAAGGCCAAACGGAUAGUGAGCGAGAAACCCAUGAACCAAGCAAGGAGCCCAAGGGCAAAGGGGACAUCUGGAGGAGGCCGGGGCCAGAGUUCUUCCUUGCAGACGACCUUCAGCCCAGAUUCCGCAGGGAAGGGUGCUCUGGAGCUCCGGAGUCCAGGCGUGGUCCCAGGCCCACCUUCCCAACAGCCCUUGGGGAUGCCUCCUGAAGCCAGCUGGGACUACACGCAGUGGAAACAAGAGAGAGAGCAGAUUGACCUGGCCCGCCUUGCCCGGCAUAGAAACCCACAGGGUGACUGGAGCCGCCCAUGGGACCUGGACAAAGCCAAGCCCAUGCCACAGAACUGCAACAAGCCUAGGGACAAGGACCUGGCCAUGGGCAGCAGAAAGGGUCCUAGGACCCACCAAAAGCCUCAGCACCCACCGUCAUUCCUGGAUGGAAAAUGUCGGGGUGGACAAUCUGGAAGACCCUCUGUGACAUCCACCAUAGGCAACAAACCCCAGGGGAAGGAGAGGCUAACUGGCAGGGCCCGAAGGUGUGAUGUCAAAGAAGAUCAGAAGCUGCAGAGCCAGGAGGGAAGCCAGAGCACCACGAAGACUCCCAGUGCAGAGGAAGAGUGCAUACAGAAGCGGACUGAAAGAGAGCCAGACAGACAAGAGACCAAGUCUGCAACCAGCCCAGUUCUAGCCUCCCCAGAGGGUCUAAGAGAAGAGUUGGGAACCUCUACAGCCAGUUUGGCCCCAGACUCUCCACAACAUUCUGACUUGGCUCCCCUUGACCUCUCUGUGGGAGGAGCUAGCAGCCCCAGGCCUGGAGAAAGUACAUAUAUACCCAGUCCAAAGGCUGGGGCUCAGGAAAGUCCAGAGUCACGGCCAAACUGUUCUGAGCAGCAGACCUUGGAGUGCAGUGACCAGCAGCCGGGGCUGGAAGUCCACAGUUGCACUGAGUCACUGAGAGAAGCAGAGACCCCAGAGCCCAAAGAGGACAGGGUUGCUAGGGCUGGGGCCCAGCAGAACCUGACACCAAGAAGCAGGCCCCCCAGAGGAAUUGGCCCAAGGGCAAGAGGCAUGAGUAAAAGAAGCAGGGCAGGGGGUCCUGGCCCUGCAGGAAGAUGCUGAGUGAAGCUCAGGGGAUUUGGGGAGCUAGGCUGGGGGGAGGGGGGCUCAGUCAAGAGUCUUCUGUGAGGUGGGAGUAUGGUUGCUGGUGGGAGUCUUGUACUUUUCUGGUUGAGCAAUGUGGCAAAACUCCACAGGGACACCAAGUGAGGGCCUCUUCUGCAUACCUCUCUACACCAGUGGGUUGUUAAACACAGGCAAGGGCCCUGGUGUACUUGCCAGGCUGGGGUCUCCUGUUCAAGGCUGGUACCCCUGGCCUGGGCUUACUGUUACCUAGGCCAUAAGCCUUUCCCACAGAGAUUUGGUAGGACCCCAAUACAUAGGUCUCCUGGCUCCUUGUAAUUCGUCAUUGCCUGGUCUCCCUCCCCAGUCACAAGCCUCCAGGCUCCUCGGCUCCAGGCCGUCUCAAAGCUGGUAUGGUCAGCUUAGCCUCUUUCUGAAAACCAUGCCCUUUAUCCAGGUGACUCGCAGUUCCACAGUUCCACAGUCUUCUAAGAUGGCCAAACCUGGAUGUCAGCAGUUGAUGGAGGCCCAGAGAAAGUGGUUUGGGGCUCACAGCUGUCAGGAACACACUUGGAGAGGAAGAGUAAAACCCAAGGCUACUUGGGGGAAAGGAGGCAUUCAGAGGGCCUCUUUGAACUGGGCUAGGAUUCCCCUGUUGCUGCGGGAGAGUGGGAGAGCUCACUAGCAGGUGCAGAGCCUCCCUCCUCACAUCCAGAUCUGACAUAAUGGGUGCCCUGAGUAGACCUUGCAGCCCGGAGCCAUUUCCUGCCCUCUCUUCCUUCUCCACUUCCCCUCACUAAGGCCAUGCAAAAGCAAGCACACGGUCAGAGACAGAGGGAUAGCAACCUCAGCUGAGUGCGACAGGACAGACAUCGGGAUGUGUCUUUCUAACUCCAUCCAGGCCCCUCCCACGAGGCCCACGUCUGGUGAAUUAUCCAGACUCUGCACAAGCUGUGGCUUCCUUUCAAUACAACAAACAUUUCCUGAGCAUCCUCUCCCAGUAAUCCAGCCAGUGGGCGAGGGUGACUCUGCCAACAGGAGGGAGGGAAGAAACCCAGUCAUCCGACAGCUCGAGGCUGAAUGGCAAGUGUUCUCAUCUGUUGACGCCUGGCAACACUGGGUAUCAUGAGGGUAGGAGCCCCACCUCUACUCCCCUCUUGAUAUAGCAUGUGCCCUUUGCGCCCAAGCCCUUAUCUUGGUGGCACCAUGUAGCCCCCCUUCCUGCCCUCCUCUCUACAAGGGUAAGUGGGUCUUCCAUAACCCUCUGAAGCUCUAGGAAAAGUGCUCGUCUUCUCAUCUUUACGCAGGAGGCCUGUGACCUGGGUUCCUGCCUUGUUCUUCCUGCCUCUUGGUCCCAUCUCUAUUCCCUCUACUCAGGCAGGGGUGAACCUUCAGCAGGUCAAGCUGUUUAGACAACUCUUCUCACACUUGUGUGUGACGUGUGGUGCAGUUGAACUCAGUGGGGCUGGGGAAGGUCCAAAUGCUUACAUUUCUAAUAUGCCCCAGGCGAGGGGGACAUGGCUGCUCCGUUUUGGCCUGAAGAACCCUUUGAGGAGUCAGGGUCUGGACUUGAGUGUGCAAAGUGGCCAGUUUAGACUCUAGAUCUAAAGCGAGUUGCAGGCCCUUAAGAACCAGGAGAGUGCUACCCUACCAAGUGCAGGAGGCUUCCUGGCUUUAGAGGUGCCUGCAGAAGAUUCUUUGGGCAGUGGGUAUUGGAGUCAACUCUGCAGUGCAUCAAAAGGAAGCUGAUUGGGGUGUGACAGGAUGAAGGGGGUGGAAGAGUCAGUGUGGUGGCUCAGAGGAAAUCCAGAAAUGGAAAAAAAAAAUUCCUGUACAUAUGAGACACGCCUGGGCCAGAGCAAAGAAUCCAAACUCAUGUUUCCAUUUUGCCUUCCAGUCUCAAGGAUAUUUUGACUUUGGAGUGUGACACAGGCCCUGGAGCUCAUGACUCCUAAAGAUGGGACUGGAAUAGAGCAGGUUCGGGCAGAAAGAGUUCUUGAAUUCUGAUGUUGCAAAGACAUGGCUGUGAUCAAGAAUGUGAAGUCUUGGCUGGGGGGCGUGGGUUGGUAGAGUUCGUUCUCCGCAUACAUGAACUCACAGGUUCAAUCUCUAAGACUCCUCAAGACAGAGACAGACGGUGAAUGAGUGACUGAGUCGGUCAGUCAGACAGACAGACAGAUACAGAAAGAGAGAGGAGAUGAGGAGAAAGGAAGAGAGGAGAAAAGGGGUAGGGAAAAGGGAGAGAGGAAAAAGAAAAGUCACAUUUGCCUCCCGCUUGAUGCUGCCCACUGUGCAAUGUGAUCCAUCGAACAACACAGGGCAAGGCACGUCUGACCACAGGUUGAGGAUGUAAAGAUAUGGCGGGGAUCUGGUUCGGUCUUUACAAAUGAACCUAAGCAGGAACUGGCAAAGAGGACUGAGAGGACAUGGGGGCUUCUCUUCAUGGGCAACAGCCUUUAGAGGGAAGCCGUCCUGGCAAUUGGUGAGACAGGAAGCUGACACAGGACAUCUUCAUUAUAGAAGUCUGCAGUGCCUGGCACAACAGCAAGCUUUUCCUGGGAGAGGGGAGCUCUUCUCCAGGACAAGACACAGGUGACACCUCCCAGCUGUCUGUCCAGGUUGUACCAUCCUGCUCUUAGUGUCAACUAUGGAACAGGAGAAACCCAUGUCAGUCGUUCCUCUUGAGGCCUCGAAGGGCCAGCCAUGACUGUUCCUGGUUGCUUUGUUGAAAGGUCUGACCCAGAGUUUUCCCUUAGGAAACCCUCCUCCCUCCAACAAGCAGACGCAACUACUCUUUAAAAGUCCGGAGUCUUCUUUAAACGCAACUCUGGAAAACCAGCUGCAUGGUUGGAAGAAGCCAGGCAAGGAGGGCACCCGGAGGGCCUGGCAGGGAGAGCACGAGGUCAGCAGGGGUGGGAGUUGGGGGGCAAUCCUGUCAGAACAUUCAGAUCCCAGGCACCAGGCGAAGCACACUUUGGAGUCUGAGAGAAUAAAUCCCAACCCCACACCUCUCAUCUGCUUGUUCAACAUUAACCUCUAAAAGCCUCAGUCUCCUUACCUGCAGAAUGAGGCUUGCUGUGCUGACCUUGAAGGGUUGUUGAGAAAGCUAGAGUGUGAAAGACAUGCCUACACUCAGUAGACACUCGGAACAGUAGCCUGGUGCUCUGAAAAUACGUUGAAUUAAACGAAGUGAGCAUUUGACA